UUUGGUGAUACAUUCUUACGUCAUUUACUUGUACUUGGUGUGUGUUGCUGAAGCCGUACAACAACAGCCCCCAUACUUCAGAACCCCAGGCUUUAAAAGUGAAACAUCGUCAGUUCGGACAGACCAGUUCUAAGAACGCGGAUUAUAGAACAGUGUAGAGCAACAGAGCACAUCUACUAUUGCGUUUGGCACAGGAAACGUUAGAAAUAGGCGUCAUGUUUCAUUCCAUGUUGCUGUUGCUGUGGGCCGCUGCAGGAUGUCUUGGGGCGCCCGAAUGGGAAACGUUGCAAGUGACGUGGGCUCCACCCGGCAGCACCAGCAACACCGGCUUCGACAACAUGCCCCGGACCGAGGCCCAUGCCGUGACGGAGGGCUGGUCCAAAGUGUCGGACUGUCAAGAAACCCCUAAGUUUGCUGGUAAGCGUUAUGUGAAGGGCGGCGACACCGCCGUGGUCCUCAUCUACGACGUUAACGGCUACAUCGCGGGGAUACAGACCGGGUUUGAGAGCGUCAACGGGUACCCAUACGUCGGCUUGUUGGACCAGCCCUUCGUGGAGUAUAACGGCAAGGAGUACAUCACGGCCUAUUUCCUGGAUCCAAGCACCAUCUGCAGCCGAGGAAGAACUGCACAAGAGUUUGCGACAGAUGGAACUGGGAGCGACCUCUGGAUUCAGAACAGCACCCAGCCCCGCGACAGUUAUAAAGUUCCCCGACUGGAGAGCGAUAUUAGCGGCACCCUGUGGGACAAAGGACGUUGCUUCAACACUAUGGGUGAACACUACUGGUAUGACGCCCGGCUAUACUCGCCCUGUAACAAGUUCUUCCCAGUGUUCCUGCUCUAUAAUGGCGGACGACUUGACGCAUUCGGUUGGGCUUUCAUGGCAACCAUAGCCUCUCCUCGCUUUGAAUAUCCACCGAGUCGCGCGUUCGGGUUUUUCCUGGACCCGGUGCCUCGCUGCCUCUACACACACACAGCGGGAGUAACAACUCUGCACAUCUUUCUCUCCAGUCCGAGGUUGUCGACAUGCUGAUUGUAUGUGUGUGGAGCCCAUGUCUGUGUCUCUAACUGCUGAAAGAAGCGUAAACCUUUACACACUCACUCACAAGUGGACAUUGUAAUAUAUGCUUGUUACCCUGUAAUAAAACCGGGUCAGAAUAUACGUCA
Molecule: messenger RNA, 1165 nt
Organism: Haliotis rufescens (red abalone)
Lineage: Eukaryota; Metazoa; Mollusca; Gastropoda; Lepetellida; Haliotidae
Exons: 8
Coding region: 216-1031 (271 amino acids)
Source: RefSeq, a predicted model, not a curated record